This is a messenger RNA of Paramecium sonneborni, 957 nucleotides long. NCBI's taxonomy places the organism in Eukaryota, Ciliophora, Oligohymenophorea, Peniculida, Parameciidae. The record is from the annotation of a GenBank genome assembly.
AUGGAUCAAGUUUGUCAAUAGAAAAGAAAUCCAAUAAAAAAUCAAUAAAGUAUAGGAGGAAACAAAGAAUUACUUUCAUACAAAAGGAUAAACUCUCCUGGACUUCCUAAUUCAUCUUUGAGAACAAGUUGCAAAGUAGAUAAAAAAAGAUUAGAAAUUGGAUUGAUAACUGAUCGCAAAUUAAGUGAAAGCCCAAAUUUUGAUAGAAUGUUUUCAACUGGAAACUUUAAAAUGUUAAAAUAGAAGAAUAGUGUAAUUGAUAUUCCAUAGCAAUUAUCACAAAUUCCAAAAAUAGAACCAAAAAUGAAGAGAAAUUUUAAAAUGAUUGAGAAAUUGGAAUCAGAUAAACUUUGUUUAAAAAUCUAUAUAUCAGAAGAAGAUUAAAAUUAAUUAAUAUUUACAGGUAUUAGUAAAGAAAAAUUAUAAUCACCAAAUUAAAAUAAAAAGGCAUUAAUUAAAAACUUGAGGUAGCUAUUUUUAAAUGAUAUAGCUGAAGAUAACCAUUAUAUGAAAUAAGAAUCUUUAUAAUAAAAGAAUAUAAAUUGUGAAGAUUAAUUAUAUUAUGGGUUAUUAAAAAAUAAUCACAGUAAUUCUAACAAGAGAAUCUAUACUUAAACUAAUGAAAGUAAAUCUAAUUAGGAUAGAUCACUUUCUAUUUCUACCAUUUAAGAAUAUAAAUCUAAUAUUUCUAGCAAAAUCAAAAAAGAUAUAGAAAUUUUGGAUAGAGGAUUGAAUAGAUAAAGAAAAAAUUAAGAAUAAAAUUCCAAUUCAAGAUUUUAAAAGUCUUAACCAUUAAGCUAAUAUAAUUUAACGAUAAAUCUUAAAUGUAAAUAAAAAGGUUGUAUAAUUUCAUCUUAAAAUAAAAAGGCAUCUUCUCCUUCUUUCUCUUAUUAACGAAAUUCACAAUAAAAAUGUAUAAAUAAAUAAAAAUCAAAUAUAAAAUCAUUGCAGGUUUGA